UCGCACCCUAAAAGUGCGUUCCAAAAAUCUGGAAUCAAAUCGCACUUUAGCCAAGCGAUUUUUGGUCUGACCUAGUAAAAUCGCAUGGCCGAAAUGCGAUUUAGGUCUGACCUACUAAAAUCGCAUGGCCGAGGUGCGAUUUAAAGCCAGACCUAGUAAAAUCGCAUGCCUGGGAUGCGAUUUGUUUCUGCCAGACAAAAUCGCACUAUGAGGAUGCGAUUUUAACAUGCAAACCGCACCUUAAAGGUGCGGUUUUGGUCAAUCAAUUUCCGACAUGCAUGCAGACGUUACAGACGUGGGUCUGUAUGGGUCUGCAUGGCAGACGAAAAUCGCAUCUCUAAGGUGCGGUUUUCAUCAAGAUUUUGCCUAUAAAAGGCCUACCGGACAACCAUUUCUCUUCACACCUCUCCUUCUCACUUCCCUUUUCAAUUUUCUUUUGUAGCUCUAUAUUUCUUUAGUAGUUUUGCGGUUAACGUUAACUCGUAAGUUGAUUUAGUAUUACAUAUUUCUUUAGUAGUUUUGCGAUUAACGUUAACUCGUAAGUUGAUGUUGCUCUAUAUUUCUUUAGUAGUUUUGCGAUUAACGUUAACUCGUAAGUUGAUGUUGCUCUAUAUUUCUUUAGUAGUUUUGUGAUUAACGUUAACUCGUAAGUUGAUUUAGUAUUACAUAUUUCUUUAGUAGUAUUGUGAUUAACGUUAACUCGUAAGUUGAUUUAGUAUUACUUUGUAUUGUUAAUUUUUAUUUUUGAUUUUUAUGAUAUUAACUUAACUACGGUUUUAUCGCAGAUGGCAUUCCAAAAGUUCACGCUUGGCUUACGGUGGAAUGGUUACACGGAAGAGACCGGAAAGGGUGCCACCUACGUAGGUGGCAAUUUUCAGAAGAUAAAGGUCGCUACCAGACCGCUGCUUGAAGACCUCCAUCAAAUGUGCACUAACGUUACUUGCAUGGAUGGCACGAGAAAAGUUGAUCGUAUGGUGUACCGAUAUCCAAACAGAGAAAGUGGGUCAUUGUGGCAUGAAGAAUAUCUCAUAACCACUCAGGAUGAGGUAGACGCCAUGCUCGAAUUCAUGAGGUCCAACAAUCUUUCCAAAGCCGAGAUGUUCGUUUACACCGAGCCGGUCGUAGGCGUUGGAGGUCAUUCUGGACACGGUCAAACAUAUGGUACCCAUGGUGGAGGUGAAUUAUAUGGCGAUCAUCCCUACCAAAGUUACCAUGAUCCUCAUUCAUAUUUUCAGUACCAAGAGCAAGGUGAAGGUCAUCAUCAAUCAUAUGAAGAAGAAGUUCAACCGGACCGGCCCAACCAACCUCAGUACAACUUCCUCUCAGGCAGCGGUAGUUUUCACAACUACCAUUAUGGAGCUGAUGAAGGUGCCUUUCAUGAGCUGGAUCAGAUGGAGGAUGUCAUGCCAGCACCAGUCAGUGACCCCUCCGACGAAGAAGGAGAGAACAACGUUAGUGCAGACAGCUCCGGCCCUCUUGAAGGUGCCGAUGAUUCCGGACCAGAGUCAGACUCAGCUAAUGAUGAUGAGGGGGCUGUGACCGUGUACCAGUCCCCUACUACAAUCACAUUCCAGACGACAAUUGGAUGGUCGACAGCGACAUGGAGCCGCCAGAGGUCCCAAUAUGGGGUCCACUCACUGGGUUUAUGAAGGGCCCAACAAGGUUCAAAAUGCGACCCUAACCUUGCAUUUCCAGUGAAGGGUUUUGAGAGAUACGGCCUUCCAAAGUACCCUUCCCAAAACUGUCUCAACACUUAGGAAAAAAUCCAGCCUUGUUCG
Molecule: messenger RNA, 1778 nt
Organism: Linum trigynum
Lineage: Eukaryota; Viridiplantae; Streptophyta; Magnoliopsida; Malpighiales; Linaceae
Source: the annotation of a GenBank genome assembly